Poecilia latipinna (sailfin molly) is the source of this 3545-nucleotide messenger RNA. It is a transcript of the gene wnt3, whose product is annotated as wingless-type MMTV integration site family, member 3. The coding region runs from base 362 to 1429 and encodes 355 amino acids. Gene Ontology annotation, cellular component: extracellular region. Gene Ontology annotation, molecular function: frizzled binding; cytokine activity. The transcript is spliced from 4 exons. Gene Ontology annotation, biological process: cell fate commitment; canonical Wnt signaling pathway; neuron differentiation. The record is from RefSeq and is a predicted model, not a curated record. Lineage: Eukaryota; Metazoa; Chordata; Actinopteri; Cyprinodontiformes; Poeciliidae.
AGGGAGAAAAAAGUCGGGAGAGAGAGGAAAAGAUAUCUACCUUAGGGAAGAACCUCAGAGAGAGGGAGGGAAGGAGAGGACGGGUAGGAGCGUGUGCAUGAGUGUAAGAGACACUUAUUCUCUUAACUACUUGGAGACAGACACACUUUCCUGGCCCGACUCAAAGAAAGAGAGGGGGGAAAAAAAACAGGAGGAAGAUUUUUUUUUCUUUUUUUUUUGUGUGUGUCAAAUAUUUUAAUUUCCCCCCUUCAUUCAACAAUUAAGCUACUCCAGAAGCUCUUCAUCCUGGAAACUCUUCUUCACUGCCUAUUGCAAGUUCUGUGUAUUGAUCCACUUACACACACUUGACAAGGCUUACCUCAUGGAUUUGUAUCUGAUUGGAUAUUUGCUGUGUGUGUGGUUGUCCAGCUCACGGGUGCUCGGAGGCUAUCCCAUCUGGUGGUCCCUGGCUCUGGGGCAGCAGUACUCGUCUCUGGGCUCCCAACCCCUCCUGUGUGGCUCCAUCCCUGGCUUGGUGGCCAAGCAGCUUCGCUUCUGUCGUAACUACAUCGAGAUCAUGCCCAGUGUUGCUGAGGGCGUCAAACUGGGCAUCCAGGAAUGUCAGCACCAGUUCAGAGGCCGCCGGUGGAACUGCACCACCAUAAAGGACAACCUGGCCAUCUUCGGACCAGUGCUGGAUAAAGCUACGAGAGAGUCUGCGUUCGUCCACGCCAUAGCGUCCGCCGGUGUCGCCUUCGCAGUGACCCGAUCCUGCGCCGAGGGCACGUCCACCAUGUGCGGCUGCGACUCACACCACAAGGGGCCGCCGGGCGAGGGCUGGAAGUGGGGCGGCUGCAGCGAGGACGCCGAGUUCGGCGUGCUGGUGUCGAGGGAAUUUGCAGACGCCAGAGAGAACAGACCGGAUGCUCGCUCUGCUAUGAACCGGCACAACAACGAGGCCGGACGCACAACCAUCCUCGACCACAUGCACCUGCGCUGCAAAUGUCACGGCCUUUCUGGAAGCUGCGAGGUGAAGACCUGUUGGUGGGCGCAGCCGGAUUUCCGCACGCUGGGCGACUACCUGAAGGACAAGUACGACAGCGCCUCGGAGAUGGUGGUGGAGAAGCACCGCGAGUCACGGGGUUGGGUGGAGACCCUACGAGUGAAGUACAACUUCUUCAAGCACCCCACCGAGCGCGAUCUGGUUUACUACGAGGGCUCGCCCAACUUCUGCGAGCCCAACCCGGAGACGGGGUCGUUCGGGACGCGCGACCGCGUCUGCAACGUGUCGUCCCACGGCAUCGAGGGGUGUGACCUCCUAUGCUGCGGCCGCGGCCACAACACCCGGACUGAGAAGCGCAAGGAGAAGUGCCACUGCAUCUUCCACUGGUGCUGCUACGUCAGCUGCCAGGAGUGUGUGCGCGUCUAUGAUGUACACACAUGCAAAUGAGAGGCCUGUACUUUAAGGCAAACUGACUGCUGGACCUUCUACCCUAACUCCCCCCCCCUGUGUCCUCCCUGCACAACUUCCCUGCAGACGCAGACUCAUUCUGCACACCGGUCAAUAACCCACUCACACACACAAACUUAGGAUGUAACGUACGGAGCCAAGCCAGGGUCAGGUGCAACGAUAAAAACAGAGCUUAGGUCAGUUUAGCUCACUGAUUUACAGUAACACUGGUGUUUAUAUACACCAGCUGCAUAACUGGAGUUAAAAGAUUGUCUAAAUCUUGCAACAUUCAGAUGCAAUAUUCAUCCAUCAGCGCUAUUAACAGUACAGUCAUUAAAUCAUUUUUGGACGUAUCAGACAUUUACGCUUUCUGUUAACGUUGACACAGGAAAUGGAGGCCCACCAUUGAAAUAUUUUUGAACAAUUUGGAUAAAUGAAAUCAUUAUAAGAAAACUUUUAGUAUUUACUCUAAAAACAAAUACUUUGAGUAAAGUAAAAGUACUUUGUCUGAUUUUGGUAUUUGUUUGAUCCAAGUUAUUUAAGCGUGAUAAAUUGAAGGGAAUCUGAAAGGCAGCAAAUAUUUCUCCACCUCAGUUUUUGCACAUUGCACAGUACGAAUACUUAUAACGAGGCAGUUAAAUGAUAACACAGCACACUCAGUAAACAUUUUUGAAUCGCUUUAUGAUUACAGUUUUUAAUCUUUGAAACACUUGUGCCAAUAACCCGACAUCAAGAUCCCAACAUUAGGAACCUGUCUAAACCGAAACACUCAGCAAACUUAUGAUCUGUUUUAUUAGAAUAUGAAUGUUGCAUUUAUUCUGCUUUUCAGCUGAUGAAGUGAUGUGGAGCUGAAGAUUUUAACUGCUAGUGUGUUUUCUGACACACUUUACUUCCUGACCUGAGGAACUCGACCCAUUUAAUCCUCUGUUUUUACUUUGACACCCGACACUCGCAGGGCUCCGCGACGAAUGGCUAAAGGUUAAAUCGGAAACAACAAAACAACUUAGUCCUCAUAGCCCCCUGCACCGGACUACCUGAAAAACGUCGCCCGCUCUCAUGGGAAGCAGUUGUGCCACUUUCAGCGCCCUCUCCUCCCCAGCCCCCCCGUGUCUUUAUUUAUUUCCCUCCUCUAUGCCGACACGAUGUUCGUGGCAUAUGUAUAGAAAACACAUAAUGCAGUAAAACCCACCCGUCUUCCCAACUUACACCUCACUUCUCCAGCUUUUACGUACGUCUGAACUAACAUGGCAUCCUAUCGGUUACUCUUCUGCAGCCCAAAAGUCACUUUUUUUUAACUACUGAACUGAAAACAGUAGGCAGACGCUGACGGUGCAACAGUCCUGUCUAUUGCAAACUACUGAGCUGAUUGAGUCCUUUCCACUGGACCAGUCAACUGCGAAUUCUGGAAGAUAUAUAUAUAUAUAUAUAUAUAUAUAUAUAUAUAUAUACACACACACACACACUACAGUGUGAGGUUUAUAGCCCUGCAUUUCUGAAUUAUGGCCAUCAGGAUGGGACUGAAGGUAUGCAGGAGGGCGCAUGCGCAUUCCUCUCAACAACAUCCCCACAUGGGUUUACAUAUGCACUAUUCCAACAACUCUAGGUGGGAAUACAAAAAUAAACAAUAAAAAAAAGUCUGCAAAGUUCUUAUGAAUAAUAUCUUUGUUGCACUUUCCGAGGGCGAGUUCGGCCUUUAAACUGCUCACGGAUCCAUGCAGCAUCACACUUGAGUCGAGCUUUAGCGCGUUUGAUUACAGUUCAUCAGGUUCAUCGUAAAGAUCUGUGUCUAAAAAUAAAUCUGAUUCAGUAAAAAAAAAAAAAAAAACAAGAGGACAUGUGAUGACACGCGGAGACCAAGGAUUAGGGAAAGCCUUUGAUUGGCCGUCACAUCUCUCCCAGAGCAUUCCUUCAUGUUUUUCCCGUGCCGAAGAAUUCAAACGGGUGUGAUUUAUGAAGCUGUAUUCUUGUCUGUGCUUCACCCCAAAAAAACAUGCCUGCCGCACCGUCGUGGUAACGCUGAGGGAGCGCGCAGGAGUUCAGCAGAGGAACGGAUGUGACAAAAGGUUAAACUAGGAGAUCACCAAGGGAAAAUGAGGUCAUUUGUGCAGGAAAAGAU